This is a messenger RNA of Jaminaea rosea, 1831 nucleotides long. RefSeq names its product isocitrate lyase. Bases 57 to 1676 code for a protein of 539 amino acids. Gene Ontology annotation, molecular function: isocitrate lyase activity. The record is from RefSeq and is a predicted model, not a curated record. The transcript has 2 exons. Gene Ontology annotation, biological process: carboxylic acid metabolic process. Lineage: Eukaryota; Fungi; Basidiomycota; Exobasidiomycetes; Microstromatales.
UCGUCACCAUCCCUGUCAUCCUCAUCUAGCCUGACAAGCAUCGAUACGUAGCCAGCAUGCCAUCCGCAAACGACGCAGAGGGACAGCAGUUCCAGCAGGACGUCCAGGCCGUAGAGCAGUGGUGGAAGUCACCACGCUUCGCUCGCACUAAGCGCCCCUUUACCGCUGCCGACGUCGUCUCGAAGCGCGGUACCAUUCCCCUCCACUACCCCUCGAACCAGCAGGCCAAGAAGCUUUGGGCCACCCUCGAGGGCCACGCCCGCAAUGGCACUACCUCUCACACCUACGGUGCCCUCGACCCUGUUCAGGUGACGCAGAUGGCCAAGUACCUCGAGACCGUCUACGUCUCUGGCUGGCAGUCGUCGUCGACGGCCUCGAGCACCAACGAGCCCGGACCGGAUCUCGCAGACUACCCCUACAACACUGUCCCCCUCAAGGUCGAGCACCUUUUCAUGGCUCAGCUCUUCCACGACCGCAAGCAGCGCGAGGCUCGUACUCGCAUGACACCCGAGGAGCGAUCCAAGAACGCACCCGUCGACUACCUUCGCCCCAUCGUCGCUGACGCCGACACGGGACACGGCGGUCUUACGGCUGUCAUGAAGCUCACUAAGCUCUUUGUCGAGAAGGGAGCCGCUGGUAUUCACAUUGAGGACCAGGCUCCUGGCACGAAGAAGUGCGGUCACAUGGCAGGCAAGGUGCUCGUGCCCAUCUCUGAGCACAUUAAUCGCCUUGUCGCCAUUCGCUUCCAGUACGAUGUCAUGGGUGUCGAGAACCUCGUCGUUGCCCGUACCGACUCUGAGGCCGCUACCCUCAUCACCUCUAACGUCGACGAGCGCGACCAUGCCUUCAUCUUGGGCUCCACCAACCCCGACCUCGAGCCCCUCGUAUCCGUUAUGACCCGCGCCGAGCGCGAGGGAAAGAAUGGUGAUGCUCUUGCUGCCAUCGAGAGCGACUGGACCGCCAAGGCUAAGCUGCGCCUCUUCACCGACGCCGUGGCUGACAAGCUGCGCGAGAAGGGCGGCAACGUCCAGGCUUUCCUCAACGAAGCGGCCAACAAGUCCAACCACGUCGCUCGCCAAAUCGCCAAGAAGCACGGCGUCGACGCCUCAUCUGGCUUCUUCUGGGACUGGGACCACCCGCGCACGCGCGAGGGCUACUACCAGUAUCAGGGUGGAACACAAUGCGCCGUCAACCGUGCCGUUGCAUUUGCCCCGCACGCCGACCUCAUCUGGAUGGAGACCAAGAGCCCCAUCCUUGCCCAGGCCAAGGAGUUCGCAGAGGGCGUGCGCAAGCAAGUCCCCGGCCAGUGGCUCGCGUACAAUCUGUCCCCGUCGUUCAACUGGGACGCCGCCAAGCUGAGCGAGGAGCAGAUGAAGAGCUACGUCUGGGACCUGGCCAAGCUGGGCUUCGUCUGGCAGUUCAUCACACUCGCCGGUCUGCACAGCAAUGCGCUCAUCUCCGAUCAGUUCGCACGAGCGUUUGCCACCGAGGGAAUGAAGGCGUACGUCGGCGUCAUUCAGCGAAAGGAGAGGGACAUUGGCUGCGACGUCCUCACCCACCAGACCUGGUCCGGCGCCAACUACGUCGAUGCACUCCUCAAGACCGUCACAGGAGGCGUAAGCUCGACCGCUUCUAUGGGUGGCUACAACUCGGAGUCGCAGUUUGCGAAGAAGUAGAGGAUGAGGAGAGGAGAAGGAAGAAGGUGUUAGAGCCUUAGUCGUGGGCUGCAGCGCGUGACGGGCGGUGGUCGCGAUAGGGCGAUUCUUCCGUCCGCCAGGCUCGUCUGUGUGACUCAUACUUAUUUCGAUCCAAUAGCUACACAUGAUAUCUG